Molecule: messenger RNA, 3547 nt
Organism: Anopheles funestus (African malaria mosquito)
Lineage: Eukaryota; Metazoa; Arthropoda; Insecta; Diptera; Culicidae
Gene: ValRS
Product: valine--tRNA ligase
Exons: 4
Coding region: 244-3381 (1045 amino acids)
Biological process (GO): valyl-tRNA aminoacylation
Cellular component (GO): cytoplasm; cytosol
Molecular function (GO): ATP binding; valine-tRNA ligase activity; aminoacyl-tRNA deacylase activity
Source: RefSeq, a predicted model, not a curated record
GUUACAUGGGGUAUUUUGCAGAAUUCAAUACUGUCAUUUUUUCCGUCGCGUGGUUGCUUACCUUUCUACGUCAGUUGUUUUUCGGAACGAUCGACGGGAGAAUUAGCCUACAGUGGGUCUUAAAUUCACUUUUGUUACACUUGUUGUGGAAGUGAGCAUUAAAAAAUACAUCCCAGUUCAUCACAAACUUUUCUUUCAUAGUGUAAAACUCGUGUGUAGAAAAGCUCUCCUGUUAACGUUAGUAUGACGAAUCCGGAUGGUGCUCAAGAUAACGGUGCUACUGCAGCACCGGUGAAAACCGAAAAACAGUUAAAAAAAGAAGCAGAAAAAGCGGCCAAGUUGGCAAAAUUGCAAGAGAAGUUGAACAAAAAACAGCAGCAAGAGCAGCAAGCAGCUUCGAAGCCCAAAACUGAGAAAAAAGUGAAGGAGAGCAAAGAAGCGGCAGUUUACACUGGCACUACAAAGGACGGGGAAAAGAAAGAUUUAUCCGGUCCAUUCCCCGAUUCCUAUAGCCCGCAGUAUGUGGAAGCAGCAUGGUAUAGCUGGUGGGAGAAGGAAGGUUUUUUUAAGCCUGAGUAUGGGCGCAAGUUAAACAACCCGAAGGGACAGUUUGUGAUGGUGAUACCCCCUCCCAACGUUACUGGCUCUUUACAUCUUGGCCACGCAUUGACGAAUGCCAUUGAGGAUGCUAUCACUCGUUGGCAUCGAAUGAAAGGCCGUACGACACUGUGGGUGCCGGGAUGCGAUCACGCCGGUAUAGCAACGCAGGUCGUUGUUGAGAAAAAACUGUUUCGAGAGCACAAUCAAACGAGACAUGAUUUGGGGCGUGAAAAGUUCAUCGACAAGAUAUGGCAAUGGCGCAAUGAAAAGGGCGAUCGCAUCUAUCAUCAGCUGAAAAAACUGGGCUCUUCGUUCGAUUGGGACCGGGCAUGCUUUACAAUGGACCCGAAACUAUGCAAAGCCGUCACGGAAGCGUUUGUUAGAAUGCAUGAGAUGGGUAUGGUUUACCGUAGCAGUCGUUUGGUGAACUGGUCUUGCACGUUACGCUCUGCCAUAUCCGACAUCGAAGUGGACAAGAUAGAAGUGACCGGACGCACGCAACUAUCUAUCCCCGGCUAUAUCGAAAAGGUCGAAUUUGGAGUGCUUGUGUCCUUUGCCUACAAAGUCAUUGGUAGCGAUAGUGAUGAGAUUGUGGUAGCAACAACACGUGUUGAAACAAUGCUGGGCGAUUCAGCCGUAGCAGUGCACCCGAAGGAUGCACGCUAUCAACAUCUGCACGGAAAAUUCGUCCAGCAUCCAUUCUGCGACCGUAAGUUACCCAUCGUGUGUGACGAGUUUGUGGAAAUGGCAUUCGGAACGGGUGCCGUCAAAAUAACACCAGCGCACGAUCCAAACGAUUACGACGUUGGCAAACGGCACAAUCUUCCGUUUAUUACAAUUUUCUCCGACGAUGGUAUCAUUGUGGGCGAUUAUGGAACCUUCACUGGCAUGAAGCGAUUCGAUGCUCGUAAAGCUAUACUGAAUGCAUUGCAAGAGAAGGGACUAUACCGGGACACGAAGGACAAUCCAAUGGUGGUGCCUGUUUGUUCUCGGUCGAAGGACAUUGUGGAACCGUUAAUCAAACCGCAAUGGUACGUCAAGUGCAGCGAGAUGGCAGCUAAGGCGACUGAUGCCGUGCGCUCAGGGGAGCUUACAAUCACACCGGACGUGCACAAGAAAAUCUGGUACCACUGGAUGGAUGAAAUACGUGAUUGGUGUGUAUCACGUCAACUUUGGUGGGGUCAUCGAAUUCCGGCAUAUCAAGUAGUGUUCAAGGAUCCUGCUAAAGCACCGAAAAAUUUAAGCGACGAAAAUCUGUGGUACGUUGGUCGCACGGAAACAGAAGCACUUGCCAAGGCUGCGGCCGCACUGCACGUGGACAAAUCGCUCAUUAGUUUGAAGCAAGAUGAAGACGUGCUUGAUACGUGGUUCAGUUCCGGUUUGUUCCCCUUUUCCGUGUUCGGCUGGCCUGACAAUACGGACGAUCUUAAGCUGUUCUAUCCUACCACACUACUGGAGACGGGACAUGAUAUUCUCUUCUUCUGGGUUGCCCGCAUGGUGUUCUUCGGCCAAACGUUACUAGGAAAACUUCCCUUUAAGGAGGUGUUCUUACAUCCGAUGGUGCGGGAUGCACACGGUCGCAAGAUGUCCAAAUCGCUGGGUAAUGUAAUCGAUCCUAUGGACGUGAUAACAGGUAUAUCGCUCGAAGGGUUGCACAAACAACUGUACGAUUCAAAUUUGGAUCCAAAGGAAAUUGAAAAGGCUAAAGAAGGUCAGAAGCAAGAUUACCCGAAUGGCAUUCCGGAAUGUGGUACUGAUGCAUUACGAUUUGCACUGUGUGCGUAUAUGACACAAGCGAGAGAUAUCAAUCUGGAUAUUCAGCGCGUCCAAGGCUAUCGUUUCUUCUGCAACAAGCUCUGGAACGCCACUAAGUUUGCUUUGAUGUAUUUCCCAGGCACUGAGAAGUAUGACAUCAUUACAUCACUGGAUGGUUCAGAAAGCAAUAUUGAUCGAUGGAUUCUCUCACGGCUUGCCGGGUGCAUUGAGAUUUCGAAUCGCGGUUUCGAAAAAUAUGAAUUUGCGCAGGCAACGAAUGCAUGCUAUAACUUCUGGCUCUACGAUCUGUGCGACGUGUAUCUGGAGUGCUUGAAAUCCGUCUUUCAGAUGAAUGAUGAACCUGCUAAAGCAGCAGCACGCCGAACGCUAUACACGUGCCUCAAUUUGGGUCUGAAAUUACUAUCCCCCUUCAUGCCGUUCAUUACUGAGGAACUGUAUCAACGACUGCCAAGAGGAGACAUUGCCACGGUGGCUAGUAUCUGUGUCGCAUCCUAUCCCGAGCAAUCUACUAGCCCAUGGAAGGAUGAAUCAAUCGAGAAGGGAUUCGAAUUCGUACAAAAAACGGCCCGAGACAUUCGUUCGGCCCGUAGCGACUACAAUAUCCCGAACAAGAUCAAAACCGAUGCGUAUUUUAUAUGUAGUGACGAAGGUGUGCGCAGUGCUCUAGAACGCUUCACUCUAGAACUGGAAACAAUGGCAUUUUCCCAGGUCAACUUUGGCACGGUGCCACCUGCUGGUUGUGCUAUCCUUACCAUUUCCGGACAGUGUGUGGUACACCUCAUGUUGAAGGGUUUGAUCGAGGUGGACAAAGAAAUUGAGAAAAUGACGAAAAAACAAGAAACUCUGUUGCAAUCCAUUGCAAAGCUGCAACAAGCAAUGGGCGUUCCGAACUACGCCAGCAAAGUGCCCGAAGAUGUUCGAAAAGCAAACGUGGAAAAGUUGGACCAAUCGAAGGUGGAAAUAGAACGAUUGUCUUCCGCCAUCGAUACACUGAAGUUAAUGUAAUCAAUUUAACAUUUGAUUACCUACACACAAAAAUCUUCAUAAUACGCACCACACAUUUUGAUUUUAUUAUUGCAUGUCCCUAUAUAAUCGACAGUAAACGGGGAUUAAUUUAUGGAAAGAGCGUGAUUCUUCUUGCAUGGCAAUAAAAAUUAAUAUCAUUACCCUA